Messenger RNA from Oncorhynchus mykiss (rainbow trout), 2700 nucleotides. Lineage: Eukaryota; Metazoa; Chordata; Actinopteri; Salmoniformes; Salmonidae. The record is from RefSeq and is a predicted model, not a curated record.
GCAACUUCCAACGUUUUAGUUGGCGCUGGCAUGCUCUAGCGCUCACGCAAUUUCGGGAUAACGAAACAUGAUCUGUUCAAAUUGACACGUUUUACUGUAGCUAUUUCAGAGAUGUUUUAUUUUUAUGGUUACAAUCAAAACUGUAGCAUAAAAACGUUUAAACCUCACGCAUGUCACCCGGUUAGACUAAAACCACACGAUGUAAGUAAAUUGGUAUAUUUUGCUCGAGACAGGUUGAUCCACUCUCGUGCCAUGUUGGUGCCAAAUACGCGGUAAUGUGAGUAAAUAUGGUUAAUCUCGCGCCAUUCCAUUACUUAUUUUGGACUGAAACGUCAAUAUCAACAGUGAGGACCAGAUAGACCACCAAGGCUUUGACCAUGAUGUUCUACACUCAGCUCCUCACUUCCAAGCGCGGGCCUCUGUCCAAAAUCUGGCUAGCAGCGCAUUGGGAGCGCAAAAUCACCAAAACUCAUGUGUUUGAAUGCAAUUUGGAGAGCACCAUCAAACACAUAAUCUCCCCACAGACAAAGAUCGGCUUGCGGACUUUUGGCCACCUACUCCUGGGAGUAGUGAGGAUAUACUUCAGAAAAGCCAAAUAUCUACUUGCUGACUGCAAUGACGCUGUUGUCAAAAUUAAAGUAGCCUUCAGACCAGGACAGACUGACAUGCCUGUUGAAGGACUGGAGGCCACACUUAAAGCCAUCACGUUGAUGGAGGAUUUCACUGACUUCGAUUCCCAGCUACCAGACACAAAUGCCAUAGGUGUUGUGGACCAUUUUUUACUGAAUCAGUGCCGAACAGAGGACAUCACCCUCAAAGAGGAUUUUGGAAAUAGCUUUCUCACAUUUGAUGACUUUGGUGAUGAGACCCAGUCUCACCAAGGGGGCAUGUUAGAUGUGAGUUUCCUGAGCCUGGCCCAGCACGGAGAUGCUUUUGGCGAUGAGGACAAAGGCAUUGACAUCUUGGACUUCAUGGCCAGUUCCAGUGAGAAUGCUUUUUUGAUGGACCUUUUCCCAGCCGAACCACAAAAUGUGAUGCCAGAGAUUGCCCCCAUUAACAUUAACCAAGAAGGUCGUCCAGACUCUCCUACAUCUGUACCCAUGGAGGAGGAUCACCCUGUCCUGAAUGAGACAGCACCUGUCCUGAAUGAGACGACUCUGUUGGUCAAUGAGGAGGAGUGCUUCUCUCUGGAGCCUGUCGCUGUGACCCCGACCUUAGAGAGGAAGAAGGGGAAGUGGAGAAGGAGACUGGUGGUGGACCAGGCCAAGGAGCUGUCCAACCAGGCCAUCAGGGAGCAGCUCACUGACUAUUCAGAUCUCACUGCCCCACUGGACAUAGCCCCACCCACCCACCAACUCAUGCAAUGGAAAGAGAGUGGAGGGGUGGACAUGCUCUUCAGUCACCUCUGUGCCCAUGUCAUUCAUCCACACCUUCAACAGCUCUAUUCCAGUGAUGUGUUUCGGGGGAAAACAGAUCGAGUGGCCAAUGAAGAUGACCGUGAAGAGAUGAGACAUGAGGUGGAAAGCGACGUGAGCGACCUGCCCGGUGAGUUCAGUGUCCUGCAUGAGACUAUGGAUCCUGAGAGAAUGGGACACAAUGUGGAGCUCACUCCUCUGCACCACAAUGGGACUGACAACCCACCUGAGGACAUCUGGGACACAGUACAUGAUGAGAGUAGAUUUGAGGUUUCUCACCCUGAGCUUCCUUUGGAGGAUUCCAUGCAUGUCCAUCCUUCUGGAAUGGAGAGGGAAACUCCAUCGAAUGUGACAUGGAACACACAGUCUAUGGUGGACAGCCAGGAUGACUUUGAGGAGAGGAGGAUGACCAGCCGAGCUCAGAAACUACUAAACGCUCUCAAAAUUCAGAGCAGCAGAAGCAACGCCAUGUUCAGCCUGCAGAUGCUGUGUGAGAGGAACAGUCGCUCCCAGGCCUCGGCUACCUUCUUUUGCCUCCUGGUGCUGAAGAAACAGCAGGCCCUGGACCUGCACCAGAGCGAACCUUACGCUGACAUUAUAGCCACACCUGGACUCAGGUUCUAAGAGGUGAAGACACCUGCUAAUUGUGCCUCGUUCAUAGACUCACUGCUAUCUGUCAAUAACUGCACAAAACUCCAGCGGUCUAGACACCCUCGUCACACGUCUCAUAGCAUGGACACUAAUUAAGAACUGAUUACACCAAUAAAUAUUAUUUGGAUAAUAUUUAUCAAACUGGGUUGUGAUAUCCAGCACUAAUGAGAUAGUUAUGUCACCUCUAUGAAUCUCCCAGGACCCAGACCCAAGUCACUCCCUUUGUGAGAAAGAAUCCUGCUACAAGACAUAAUUUGGACAGGGUUAACAUCUGAUUUGUCUCAUUGGGUCAGAGUAAAGGUUUUGGAAUGUUCUGUUGUUGUUUUGUUGAGGAGCUUUAGGUUUACUUUACUUGUUUGAAUAAGAUGGUUUUGUUAUUGUUCCAUUAUGCCGACAGACUAGGAUUUGUUGGAUUUACCAAUUUCAGUAAUUUAAUAAGGGUAGUUUUAGUUCAGUGUUUUUAAUUAAGGAAUUGUUUUUAUUCUUAACGAUCUGUAAGUAUAACAGUGAAUUUUAUUCAAUGAAAUGUAUGAGCAGCCUUCUUCAAUGUUUGUAAAGUAUGUAUUUCAAGUCUCAAUUAAAAGAAGUACAAGUUCACCAUAGAAGGAUGUUGAGCUAAUACGUUGAAGAGAAA